Messenger RNA from Biomphalaria glabrata, 466 nucleotides. RefSeq lists its product as uncharacterized. Lineage: Eukaryota; Metazoa; Mollusca; Gastropoda; Planorbidae. The record is from RefSeq and is a predicted model, not a curated record. The transcript has 3 exons. Bases 47 to 451 code for a protein of 134 amino acids.
AGCAAACAUUUAAAAAAAAAAGAAAAAAGAGACGAAACAAAACUCUAUGAUUUUGUUACGUAACUUAAUUUGUCGUUUAUAUUUGUUAGGAAAAAGCGAAAAAAUCUUAUUUAAUAUCAAUGUUGAAAACUUAAAAAAGGUAUGUCUUGUCAAGUUGUACAAUCAGAGCUCUAAUUUCCCCACAAUACCAUCUCUCUUGUACACAAUGAAAAGAUCUUUUGAUCAAGAAGAUGAUAAGGCAGAAUCAUCAAACACACCUAGAAAAAAAAUCAAGAAAGACAAGACAUCAGAUGUUGCAAAAACAGAUGAAAAACACAGUGGCACUGAUGUUAAGAAAAUUGAUAAGAUAGUUAUGAAAAAGAAGGAGAAAGUUGUAGAGAGUGUAACCAAGAUUAAAUUUAAAAAUGAUGACAAGAAAGGCGAGGUAAAACUUCUACUGUCUUACAACUAAACUGCUUUAAUGGAU